Messenger RNA from Cryptosporidium ubiquitum, 1068 nucleotides. RefSeq lists its product as uncharacterized. The coding region runs from base 1 to 1068 and encodes 355 amino acids. NCBI's taxonomy places the organism in Eukaryota, Apicomplexa, Conoidasida, Eucoccidiorida, Cryptosporidiidae. The record is from RefSeq and is a predicted model, not a curated record. The transcript has a single exon.
AUGGAUUCAAAUUUAGUUAAAGAAAAAAAAAACGUAGACAAUAAUUUAGCAAAUAGCCAUUUAUCAAAAUGUGGCUCUUCAAUAAAUGGUUCGGUUGAACACCAAGAGUCGAAUAAAGAAGAUGAAUUUCAUACUAAGAACAUGAUUAUUUCAGAUACGGAAAGUAAUUUUUCAUGUAAAUCUAAUUUUUCCGAAAACGUCGAUAAUAAAUGUAUAGUUUCUGUAGAAAAAACAAAAAUUUGUAUACCACUAUCAAUUGAAACAAAAAAUACCAACGCCUUUUUAUUAACUAAAAAUGAAAAUUCAAAAGCAUUUAAAAACCAAACUGAAUUAAAACUCAAAAACGAUUCCGAAGUUUUAUUAAAGGGUGGGAAAAAAAAAUUAAAUAAGAAUAAAAAUUACAAUGGAAAAAAAAAAAUCAAAAAUGUAAGAUUUGAAAAGAAGAAAAAAAGAAAUAGAAAAUUUUCAAUAUGUUGUUGUUUUAAAACAGAAGCUGUGGACAAAAAAGUUACUGAAAAUAAGACUUCUAAGUCGAGAGAUAUUAUGCAAGGUAAACCAAAAAAUACAAUCUUAGGUGGACCUCCUAAACAAAAAACUUCAGAAGAAAAACUUAAGGAUGCUGAAGAGAAGCACAAAAAUGAAGAAGGUCACAGGAAUUCAGAAGAAAAACUAAAGAACACAGAAAAUAAUAAAGUCUGCAAAAUACGUUCAAAAACUGGAUUUAUUGAAAAAUCUUUGGAUGAAACUAAACCUAAUAUUAAUAUUAAAAAUCCCAAAAUUAAAAACCCUAAAAUUAAAAGCCCCAAAAGUAAGAGCCUGGAGAAUAUUUACAAAAUAUUCGAAUAUAAUGUAAAUAUUGAAAUUCCCAAGUUCAACAAUUCAAUGGAUUUGUGGUUUUUGUCAAAGAGAUUUGAAGAGAAAGAAAUGAGCCAAAAGAAUCCAAUGCCAACAAAAUUACCCAAUUUUAAUGAAAAGGAAAUUACGGAUAUUAUUUCUGAUACUCUUAGCUGGUAUGAAAUACAUAAAUUAAACAAAAUAAGAAAGCUAGAAAAUAUGCUGAGCGAUUAG